Molecule: messenger RNA, 7374 nt
Organism: Cannabis sativa
Lineage: Eukaryota; Viridiplantae; Streptophyta; Magnoliopsida; Rosales; Cannabaceae
Product: histone-lysine N-methyltransferase ASHH2
Exons: 19
Coding region: 371-7054 (2227 amino acids)
Biological process (GO): regulation of DNA-templated transcription
Cellular component (GO): chromatin; nucleus
Molecular function (GO): protein binding; histone H3K36 methyltransferase activity; zinc ion binding
Source: RefSeq, a predicted model, not a curated record
ACCAACCGAUUCUCCUGUCUCUCUAUUACACGGAAAAUAAAUAAAUAAUUUUGUUUUUAUAAAAAUAUAUUAAUUACAGAAAAUAAAAGAUAAAAAUCGAAAAAGGAAAGGAAACCAUAAAUAAACUUCUCUCUCUCUCUCCAGUUGCGUCGUCCGUCAAUCUCUUCUUUCUUCCCAGACAUUGUUUUGUCUGUAUUAUACGAAGAUGUAUGUACCUGCAUUCCCUUGUUGAUUCCCAAGUUAGGGUUUGUACUUCUGCAGAAGGAAGUUGGGUGAAUGUGGUUUUAGGGCUUUCUAUACACGUAUUAUUCUGACAGCCGCUGCAGUAAUGGGUUGCGGUAGAUUGUGAUGAAAAACUGGUUUCAAUGAAAUGGGUUUGUGUGAUAAUUCGGUUAUAGUUGAAGAACCCGUUUGCGUGUCACUUUCCGGGCAUAAUUUGUGCUCGGAGAUUCUAGUGCAAUCUGUUUCCGAUCAGCACUCUUGUUCGAAGCUUUCACACCAGUUAAUUACAGAGGUGUGUACUGUUAAAGGAGAUAUGUUGGAAGGGGAGACUGAUAGUACAAAAGUAAUGCCAUUGGAAAAUUUGUCUAAAAAUAACUCUGGAGAUGAUAGAGGUUGUUUGAACAAGACUGAUAGUACAAAAGAAAUGCCAUUGGAAAAUUUGUCUAAAAAUAGCUCUGGAGAUGAUAGAGGUUGUUUGAACAAGAAUGACAUUGGCGUAGAUGUUUGUACUUUGGAACAGGGUCGGGAGUGCUCAAAGGUAAACAAGCCACAGGGUGAAGAUGGCUUGGGAAAUCUUGUGGGGGACUGUGAGACACCCAUUGAAGUCCCUGGUAUCCCGCUAAAACUUAGCAGAGAUCAGCAGGUUGAUACCACACGGGAGCUUAUUGUUAAUGGAGAUACGUUGGCAGAGCAUAAUCAAAAUAAAGAUGCUUUUCCAUUGGAGAAUACUUCGAAAAAUGACUACGGGGACAGUAAGGCUUUUACAAAUGAGAGUAACAGUGAUGCUGAUGUUUGUUCCACGGAAACGGGUGGGGAAUACUUCAACGAAAACAAGCCACACAUUGAAGAUGGCCUGGGAAAUCUAGGAGGGGAGUGUCAGGUAUCAUUGGACACUAUAUCUGUUAGUGGUUUGUCAAUAAACUGUGAUCAGCAGGUUGAUACUACACAGGUGUGUGCUGUUAAUGGUACAUUGGCUGGGGAUAUUGAAAAUGCAUGUGUUUUGGCAUUAGAUAAUUCUUCAGAAAAUGACCCUGGAUACAGCAGGGUUUGCUCGAACGACAAUCUCAGUGAAAUUGGUGUUUGUACUAAUCAAAGGGGUAGGGAAUGUUUGAAGGAAAGCUGUGCACAAGGUGACGAUGUCUUGGGAAAUUUAGUACACUCGGGAGUUAUAUCCGUUACUAGUUUGCCAAUAAACUGUGAUCUGCAGGUUGAGCAGACCAUUGAUAAAAAUGACAAAUAUCUUUCUGUGGAGGUGAUUGAAGAUAAAGGUAAUGAUGUAGCUGAGGUGAACAGUGAUCUGUGCGAGCAGGAAUCUCAAUUACAUGGUUGUGAAAGUUUAGAAUCGCUACCCCAGAAUGUUGUGCUGGGUAACAGUCACAAACAAAAGGAGGACUUUGAGAGUGUUUCUGUUUCAGACUUGGAAAAUUUAAGCGUUAAAAUUGUCGAUUCUGUUGGGUCAGAAGAUGACACGUGUAACAUGGUUUCACCCUUACAGCGGGGUGGAAUAUUUUCAGAAGCAUCAUGUUCAGGUGAAGAAGUGAGUAAUUGUGACUUGAAGAAGGAUCAAAAUAAUUGCGUCAGUUGUAUUUUGGCAGAUAGUAGUAUAACUGAAGCUGUUCAAAUGGAAAGCAACCAUGUGUCUCUUUCCACAAGUACGGACAGUAUAUACAAGAAUGAGUCACCAAGUAUUUUUGUCCAACAGUGUGAGCAGAUUAGUGACGGGAGUGUUGAUACUCCCCCUACUAAACAGGUUAUGGAGUUUGUUGAAGAAGAAAGUGAUGUAACUUUAGAUACAAAAGUUGUUGGGCGAAAGAUGGUGCCUAAUGAAGAAAUUGCAGGCAUUCUCAAUGAAAACUCAUCCUUCAUGCCGUCCAAGUGUGUACUUGAAAAAUCUGGUUCUUUCCAAUCUUCUCAACCCCUGGGUGUUGUUAAUGAUGACUCUUCUGGAAGGUUGGAUGUGCCAGACCAACUUGGCAGUCACAUGUAUGGUCCCAUCAACUCUAGCAGUCCAGUAGAGAGGUAUAGUCAAACAGAUUAUCCAGGAAAAGAUGAUGAGAAAAUUGAUUAUGUUUCAGAAACCAAAAGUUUUGACAUGGUAUCAUCAACUUCUCGAAGGAAUAGCAGAAAAGGUGGAUCAAUCAGAAAAACUUCGACAACAAAGACCCCUAGAAAAGGCAAAACCAAAGUACCAGCUCCAUCUAGAUGUAUUAAAAUUGCAAUCCAGGGAAGGAAGAAGAGAAGUUGUCUGUCCAAAUCAGCUCGUUCAUCUGCUUGGGGAACAUUGGGAAACGUUACGCAACUCUUUGACAAUAGUAAUCAAGUCAAGCUCAUUAAUCAAGGAUCACUGAAAGCAAAUGGUGGAAAGAAAAGUGGAAAGCAAAAAAAGAAAGGGGCUACAAUAAGAUCACAAGGUUCCAAGAGAAAAUCUGGUGCUUUAAAUACUAAUAUCCGUUUGAAGGUUAAAAUGGGGAAAGAUGAAUGUCAAAGCUCUAUGACUGCCAUGGUUCCCGAGGUUGUUGAUACUUCAGCCUCAUGUACUGCCAAUGGUUGUGAUAUUGGUGCUGAAUUGUACUUUGAAUCAGCAAAAGUAGCUAACGAUGUUGAGGAUGACUGGAGAAAAGAUGAGAUUGCCACACAGUUUAAGUGUUUAAGCAAUAAUCCAAGUGAUUUUUUAAAUGACUUGGAGAGCAAUGUGGUCUCAGAAAUGUCAUCUAAAAAAGGGGGAGAUUAUUUUGGCGUUUCCCCCCAUAUGGUUGAAUCAUCAGGAGGGGCUGCGGAUGACAGGUGCAAAGAUCCUGGAACUUCACCCGAUUCCGAAGUUAUUAAUUUAACCCCUGAUGCUCGUGUUGAUUUUAAACGUCAUGAUGACUUCCAAGGUGCAGUUACUUCUCCGAAAGAUCUUGCCACUCCUGGAGAUCUCACCAGCAAUAAGAAUGCGAAGAAGAAAAAUAAGCUUUCUUUAGGUAAUAAUAUUGAAGAAGAAAAAUCACUUAAUCCGUCAAGAACGGUCAAAUCUAAAUCAUUAAAGCUAUACGUGCGAAAACAAAAUAGUAAUAAUGGCGUUAGCUCUAGUGAGAAUCUUAUUUCAUCAGUCAGAGCAAAUGCUUCAAGCAAUCCAUCAAGUGAUAUGGAUUUAUUGCACUUGUCAGAGACUGCUGCUGCUACUGUUUUUGCUGAGACGUUCCAAGUUGAAAGUGGUACAAAAGUUGAAAUACCCAGCAAUCAAGAUACUGGUGCUGAUUUGUCAAAAUUACAGAAUGGCAAAAGUUCUAUUCUUGAUGCUAAGACUAAAGGUCACAAAAUUCGCAAAGGCAAGUUCCAGGACUCUGAUUCAGGAAUUAAAAGUUUCAAUGUAAGCCAGAAGGCCCAACGAAGGUCUGUUGGUAAGAAGAAUACCAAAGAGAAGUCUGUUUGUGGUAACGUUACUUGCAAAGAGGAAAGUCAACCAGAAACAGGUGUCCAUGUCGGAGAUGGAAAAAUGAAUGCCAACUCUGGUGAAAAUGUGCCUGGCUUAGAAACUAAGGCGAACAAGUUACCAGGUUUUACUGGGGAGCAGUAUCUUCCUUUACGUAAUGCUUGGGUCAGUUGUGAUAAUUGUCAUAAAUGGCGGCGCAUACCGGCUGAAGAUGCAGAUACUAUAGAAGAAAUAAAGUGCACAUGGACAUGUAAGGACAACAUGGAUAAAACCUUUGCUGAUUGCUCAAUCCCUCAAGAGAAGUCAAAUGCAGAUAUUAACGCAGAAUUGGAAUUAUCAGAGGCCUCAGGGGAAGAAGAUGUCUCUGGUACCCUAGUAAAUCAUGAGGUCUUAGAAUGCAAGCGUCCAAGAGAUCCAAAAAAGACUGCUGCAUGUGUCAGUAUUAGGACUAAUCAAUAUCUUCACCGUAGUCGGAAAACACAGACAGUUGAUGAGAUGAUGAUCUGCCAAUGCAAGCCACCUUCAGAUGGCCGGUUGGGUUGCGGAGAUGAUUGCCUGAAUCGAGUGCUAAACAUUGAAUGUAUGCAAGGAACCUGUCCAUGCCGAGACCUUUGUUCAAAUCAGCAGUUUCAGAAACGCAAGUAUGCCAAACUGGAGAAGUUUCGUUGUGGGAAAAAAGGUUAUGGGCUUAAGUUGCUUGAGGAUAUAUCCAAAGGACAUUUUCUUAUUGAAUAUGUUGGGGAGGUGCUUGAUAUGCAAUCUUAUGUGUCACGGCAGAAAGAGUAUGCUCUGAAGGGUCAUAAACAUUUCUACUUUAUGACACUUAAUUGCAAUGAGGUCAUAGAUGCAUGUGUAAAAGGAAAUAAAGGACGGUUUAUUAACCAUAGCUGUGAUCCAAAUUGUCAGACAGAAAAGUGGAUGGUGAAUGGAGAGAUUUGUAUAGGACUCUUUGCCUUGAGAGAUAUAAAGAAGGGUGAAGAAGUGACAUUUGACUACAACUAUGUCAGGGUAUUUGGGGCUGCUGCCAAAAAGUGUUAUUGUGGCUCUCCCCAAUGCCGGGGUUAUAUUGGUGGUGAUCCUCUUAAUAAGGAGGAUGGUAGUCAAAGUGGUUCAGAUGAGGACUUUCCAGAAACUCUUAUGCUUCCUGAAGAUGGCGAUGCCAAUUUAAUGCACAAAGCCAGUUCCUGUAAUGAUGUCAUAGCACCAGUUUCUGAGGGUGAUCUGGACAAAAGAGAUGAAUGGGAUAGAUACACUACUGAUCCUGGGAAAUUAGAGAUUUCUACAGGAAAAGAGGACUCCAUGAAUUACUCUGCUUCUGUUGUUUCCCUUGUAGAUGAUGCAUUAGAGUUGGACUUGAAGGGAAAAAUGUCUCUUUCUGGUGAAGCUUUAGAAAUUUCCCAACAAAGAGAAGAUGUUACUCAAAAACUCAUUCCAUCUGCUCUUGAAAAAUCGUCAAGCUCUUCUCAUAGAUUCAAUCGAACUUCACCUGUUGAGGUGCUCAACAAAUCUUUACAUGACGGUGUUGAUGCUAAUAGGCGGUCCAAGUUUUGCAUUGCUGAUGAUAGGCUGCUUUCUUCUAAAGCUCAUCCUAAUAUGAAAGCUCCUCACUCAUCCAAUGUCCUUAAGAAAGGAAAGGUUAAAAGUAAUUCCCCAAAUGCUUGCAAAGUUCAGAUGUUAACAAAAAAAUCUCAAGUGCUUCAUAUGAAGCCCAAAAAAGCUAUAGAAGGCUCUUUUGCUAGCCGUUUCGAUGAAGUUGAGGAGAAACUUAAUGAUUUGCUUGAUGAUUAUGGGGGAAUAAGUAAGCGGAAAGAUGCCCCAAAAUUCUACUUAAAGCUUUUAUAUCAUACUGCCAAAUCAGGUGAUAGUGUCAAUGGUGAACCUAUUCAGAGAAAUCGAGAUCUUUCAAUGAUUCUUGAUGCUCUUUUGAAAACAAAAUCAAGGCUGGUGUUGACUGAUAUAAUCAACAAUAAUGGUUUGAGAAUGCUACACAAUAUAAUGAAGCAGUACAAAGCAGACUUUAAAAAGAUACCUAUUCUUCGGAAGCUUCUCAAGGUCCUGGAGUAUUUGGCAGUCAGGGAGAUUAUUAACUGUAGACAUAUCAGCAAAGAUCCUCCUUGCCCUCAAAUGGAGAGUUUUACGGAGUCAAUUCUGUCACUGACAGAGCACGGUGAUAGACAGGUCCAUCAGAUUGCACGGAAUUUCCGUGACAGGUGGCUUAGAAAACUAGGUAGAAAAGUUACUCAUAUAGACAGGGACGAAAACAAGACCGAACAUUCUAGGAGUUCCAGAUUUUCUGUCUCACAGAACGAUUGGUCCGACUGCAACAGGUUUUCUGUCUCACAGAAUGAUUGGUCUGAUCAUGCCGGGAGACCUUCAGAAGCAUUUGAUUGUGUCAAGCAACCGGUCGUUGCUUCAACCUUGGUGAGUGCAGGCAUUCAGGAGGGAUCAUCUGCAUCACAUACAGGUGUUUGCCCCAUCAGUGGGACAAGAACUCGCAAGCGUAAAAGCCGAUGGGAUCAGGUAUCAUGGGAGUAUCCAGUAGUGACAAAUCAAGAUUCUAGUUCUCUUCAGCACAAGGAACUGAAUGUGGAGUCCAAAGGGCCAGAGUCUAGCUCAUUACCCCAGACGAGCACAGAGGACAAAGAUGUUUCUGGCUGCACAAAUGAUCGAUAUCAGCUUCAUAAAGUCGAUAUUGCUCAUGAUGUAAAACAGAAUACCGGGGAUGAUGUUCCACCAGGGUUCUCGUCUCCCAUUACGCCUACUAUGGGACUGUCACUUGGUCCCUCGAUGGUUUGUAAUUUGCAGUGUCCUCCCGACACUGCUGUUGGGCAUCCACAGGAGAAAUUUCUCUCUCGCUCACCUGUUUCAUACGGAGUUCCUCUGUCCAUUAUACAGCAAUUUGGUCCACCUGAAACUGUGGGAAGCUGGGUUGUUGCUCCUGGCAUGCCUUUUCAUCCGUUUCCACCAUUGCCCCCACUUCCUCGUGGUAAGAAAGACUCUUCGCCUUCUGAGAAUGGACACUGUCUGUCAAUUAAUCAACCUGCGGAAAAGCAACAGGACGGUGAGCUUCCUCCGACUCACACGAACGAUAGCACUCCUAGCACUACUGGUAGCCUAUCAGGUGCGGACAUUUUGUGUACAGACAAUCAACAUACAUUCAAACGAGGUAGAGAAUGGUCACAAGAUUUGGGAAGAAGAUAUUUUAAACAGCAGAAAUGGAAUAGCAUAAAACACGGAUCCCCGGGCCACUUGAAAAGGAAUGACACCGUAAGCUCAAAAGGUGUUACAAACUGCGUAAGUAUAGGAGACAUAACAAGCGAGCUUAGAAGUACAUAUUGUUCAGAAAGUUUAGGCUGUGGUGUGGAGAAAGCUGGUAAUAAUUGUCAUCAGCAUCCAGAGAACCACAGUCAACAUUGAUUUACUUGUUUCCUUUCUUUCAUUACAUGUAUUUCCAAUUCUUUCUGUUUUCUGUUUUCUUGUGGGUUUCAUUUUGAAUGAAAAUUGCAUCCGAUAUUGAAUUGAUAUGGAAAAUACCAACACUCAAAAAAAUAGGCUUCUCCUCCCAUACGGUGACUCUGAAAUGGAAUAUUAUUGGUCCAUCUUGUUGCCUAGAAUGCAGGCUUUCUUAUUUAUUUAAUUAUUUAAUGUAUCAGCUGAAGUAACUAAUGAGUAAUGACACAUCAUUUUUCUCUUUUCUUAAUGAUAAGCUAAUAAUUGGCCAAGUUUUCAGUUCUUUA